AACUACUUGUGUGGAGUGUCUUUUAAUACCCACUGGUCUACAAUGGGUUAAUCGUGCUCUGAAAUCAGACUAGGCAACAUGAAGGAAUGUCCAUAUGGCGAGAAGUGCUACAGAAAGAAUCCCAUACAUUUCGGCGAGUUCUCCCAUGCGCAUUUGGAUGCCAUUUAUGAAAAGGGAAAUGGAGGCGGGGACUAUGAUGUACCCGACAAGUACUCUUCAGAACUGAUUCACACACAGUUAAAACUCCUGGAGAAGGUCCUGCCCAAGCCGGCGACUGGCAAAGCCAAGGAAUCCUCUGCUGCAGUGCCUCAAGCACAUAGAAAUGCUCCAUCUACCAGUGACACUGCCUCAUCUAGCUCCUUUAACAGUCAUGCAAGUACCUCUUCAGCUGCUGCUAGGGACACCUCGAAUUUGGCCAAAAAACAGAAACUGGCAGAGCGCAACAUCCGGGAUUACAUUCCCGUCGUCGUGGAGAAGGGAGGAAUGGCAAAGAAGCUGGAGCGUGCCGCUCCCUACAAUAUGUUCCUCACGGCCAUCACGGACUCGAAGCCCACGCACCAGGAGCCGCUGAGCGUGACCCUCCAGGAGAUACUCGACGAAAGCCUGGGCGAGAUCGAGAGCAGCGUCCAAAUCAAUUUUAUGGUGGACAUUGGCUGGCUCCUCGGACAUUAUUACUUUGCAGGAAUACUGGACAAACCCCUGUUGGUUCUGUAUGGAGACGAAUCGCCGGAGCUUUUAGGUAUUGGAAAAUUCAAGCCCCAGGUGACGGCCAUAGGUGUGAAAAUGCCCACACCCUUUGCCACAUCCCAUACCAAGAUGAUGCUGCUAGGUUAUGCUGAUGGCUCGAUGCGGGUGGUCAUCUCCACGGCAAAUCUCUACGAGGACGAUUGGCAUAACCGCACCCAGGGCCUCUGGAUAAGUCCGCUUCUUCCAGCAUUGUCCGAGGAUGCAGAUACGGCAGCAGGAGAAAGUCUGACUGGUUUCAGGCAGGAUCUCAUGCUGUAUCUGGUAGAGUACAAGAUCAGCCAACUGCAGCCAUGGAUAGCGCGGAUUCGAAAGAGCGAUUUCAGUGCCAUCAAUGUCUUUUUUGUGGGCUCCGUACCUGGCGGCCAUCGCGAGGGUUCGGUCCGUGGUCAUCCCUGGGGCCAUGCCCGUCUGGGCUCGCUGCUGGCCAAGCACGCGACUCCCAUAGAUGAUCGCAUUCCAGUCGUUUGCCAGAGCUCUAGCAUUGGGAGCCUGGGCGCAAAUGUGCAGGCCUGGAUACAGCAGGACUUUGUCAACAGUCUGCGCAAGGAUUCCUCUCCUGGUGGAAAGCUCCGCCAGAUGCCACCCUUCAAGAUGAUUUACCCGAGCUUCAACAACGUUGCCGGCAGUCACGAUGGAAUGAUCGGAGGCGGUUGCCUGCCGUAUGGAAAAAACACCAACGACAAGCAACCGUGGCUCAAAGCCCAUUUACAGCAGUGGAAGUCCUCAGAUCGUCAUCGCUCGCGGGCCAUGCCCCACAUCAAGACUUAUACGCGCUAUAAUUUGACCGAUCAGUCGGUCUAUUGGUUCGUGUUGACCUCGGCGAAUCUCUCUAAGGCGGCCUGGGGCUCCUUUAACAAGAAUACGAAUCUACAGCCUUGCCUGCGAAUUGCCAAUUAUGAGGCGGGUGUUCUUUUCCUCCCAAGAUUUGUGACUGGCGAGGAUACUUUUCCUUUGGGAAACAAUCGUGAGGGGGUGCCAGCCUUUCCAUUGCCUUAUGAUGUACCUCUCACGCCUUACUUGCCCGAUGAUAAACCAUUUUUGAUGGAUUACCUACAAGGAUAAGGUUUAUAGCCGGAACUUCUGUUUGAAUUUCUGUAAUUAAAAGUAUUGGUUCAUUGGAUUCCAAAUAACAGAA
Molecule: messenger RNA, 1882 nt
Organism: Drosophila pseudoobscura
Lineage: Eukaryota; Metazoa; Arthropoda; Insecta; Diptera; Drosophilidae
Gene: gkt
Product: tyrosyl-DNA phosphodiesterase glaikit
Exons: 5
Coding region: 79-1809 (576 amino acids)
Biological process (GO): DNA repair
Cellular component (GO): nucleus
Molecular function (GO): single-stranded DNA binding; 3'-tyrosyl-DNA phosphodiesterase activity; double-stranded DNA binding
Source: RefSeq, a predicted model, not a curated record